AUGUCUUCAUUUGGGAACAAUAAAGAAACACAAGUCCUGUGAUGCCAGGAGGACUAUCAGGAUCAGGAUUCAGUACAUCAACGCAGCACCCGUCCAGCGGAGACGCACAUGUGAAGCAGCGGAGUUUCCGUCUCCUCCAAUCAGGACGCCGUUUCACUCAGCCCUGUCCAAUGGGAAUAACGCGCGUGCAGGUGGCUGCGCUGUUAUCAACGGGUCCCGCUUCACUCUCAGCAUAGAGCGAGUCCAUUUAUGGAAAGACAGGCCGAGCCCUUAAUGGUUCCCAUCAAAACCACUAAAACCAUCAUCAGCCCGGCCGACUUCCGCGAGGAUUCCUGUGGCGGGCGCAUGCAGCUCUCUCCCAGCUGACAGACUGACACCAAAACAAACACGCGGAGAGACAUUUUUGGGGGUUGAACAAGCUCUUCACUUCCCAAGAGAGAAGAAGUUCAGCUUUCCUCAAGUUUUUCAACAUUCCCAGAGUCUGCUGCUUCUUUAUCCAGGAUACUGCCGGAGGAGGCGGCAGAAGUGGCCUGGCUCCAGAACAGCACCAGACCGCUCUGUGCCGUUAUCCACUCUGAUAUUAGUUUAAUUUAAUAUCCUGUUUUUAUCCGAGCGACUUUGGUGGUUCAUGUUCACAAAUGUUAGCUGUCGGGCAGAUGGAGGCUAACCGGCAGAGUGCUUUCGUCCUGGGCAGCACCCCGCUGGCGGCGUUGCACAACAUGACCGAGAUGAAGACGUCCCUGUUCCCGUACGCGCUGCAGCAGAGCCCGGCGGGCUUUAAGGCACCCCACCUCUCCAACCUCAGCUCUCAUUUAGCCGGGGCGACCCCUCACGGAAUAAGCGACAUCCUGGGGAGACCCGUCGCCACUGCGGGACAGCUGCUCUCCGGCUUCCCCAGGAUAAACGGCCUGGCCACCACCGCAGCCGCCGCCGCAGCAGCGGGGAUGUACUUCAGCCCGGCGGUGUCGCGGUACCCGAAGCCCCUGGCCGAGCUGCCGGGGAGGGCGCCCAUCUUCUGGCCCGGGGUGAUGCAGGGUUCUCCCUGGAGGGACCCGCGAGUUCCUUGUCCCACCCAAGCUAACUUAAUGAUGGACAAGGACGGCAAGAAGAAACACUCCAGACCCACUUUUUCAGGACAGCAGAUUUUUGCACUGGAAAAAACUUUCGAGCAGACGAAAUACCUGGCCGGCCCAGAGAGAGCCCGCCUGGCCUACUCAUUAGGAAUGACCGAGAGUCAAGUCAAGGUUUGGUUUCAGAACAGAAGAACCAAAUGGCGGAAGAGACACGCAGCAGAGAUGGCCACGGCCAAGAAGAAACACGACUCUGAGACGGAGAAGAUGAAGGAGAGCUCGGAUAACGAGGACGACGACGAAUACAACAAACCACUGGACCCAAAUUCAGACGACGAGAAAAUCACGAGACUGUUGAAAAAGCACAAGGCCACCAACCUGGCGCUGAUCAGCCCCUGCAGUAACAGUUCGGACACCUUGUGAUGCCCACAGCUUGGGGUGGGGGGCAAAGUAGGGGGGCCAAAGGGUCCAACAGAGACUUUGUCGCACUCUUUCCGACCCCCUUUCCACCUGACAUUAUGAACAUGCGUCCGAGGUGAUCGCAUUUUGUCUUGACAGAGCAAGAAAACGCGUAAAAAGCAAGAGACGCACUGAAGACGCGCUCACCAAAACGUGAAUCCAAAUCCACUUACAGACGCGUAUAAACGGAGAUAUGACUUCUGUCAGAACUGGACCAUCAGAAGACUCAUAAUGACAAGUUCAUGUCAGCUGAAAGGACAAAAAUAUUGGGACAGGAAAUUUGUUUUGGCGACGCAAUUCAGUUUUUACGCAUACAAGUGGAGUUUUAACAACGGGUGUAAAUGUAAACAAAAUAUUAUAUACACACAAUCUGGAUCAGUGUUGGGCUUAUCACACACACUCACACUAAUAGUGUGAAUCAUUACUCUUAUUACACGAGUAAUGCUACUCCACUCUGGCAGUGUAAUUCACACACUUGUUACAUUAUUUUCCAUUACACCUCUCCUUCAAUGAUUAGCAGCCUUUGUCACCUUACAGAGUCAUGAAGGUCGUUCAUUUCGCUCUGAAUGAGACUGCUGAAUGUUCUUAUUAAUUGAUGAUAUAAAUCUUAAGACUCAUAAUAUUUUCACUUGGAAGAAAAGUACAUAAUUGCCAGUCUUUUUUCUUUUUUUUUGCAGUAAAAGUGCACACAGUUUUUGGGCAGCUUAAAUCUGUUUUUUUGUUUUUUGUUUUUGGUGAAAACAAAGGCAACCACUUUUAUGUACAGGCUUCAUUUCUGAGGGAUGGUGGGUGAGAUUUUCAUCUAUGACUGUCUGCUUUUAUUGAAGCUGAUUUAUUAGCAGCCACAACACUGAUCCGGAUGUCAGACGCAUGUGUAAUAUGGCAGGUGUAAACGGGGCCUGUGAUGCUUUUAAAGCUCAGUUUAACCAGGGUAUCCACUGUCCUAAAAGGCGAGAGAAUAAAGAGGUGAGAGGAGGCGCAGGUGCUGCAGCCUGAAAAUGAAAAAUGUACGUCAGAUUGUAUUGUAUAUAUUUUUUACUGAAUAAGUUAUGUUGUUUGAACCAGUGGAAACGUGGCAGCCUUUUCUCCCCCGCAGCCCUGACGCGCUUAUUUCCCUCUCAAAUAUACCUGCUGCUUCCUUUUUAUUCCUGAUUGUCGCCCAUUUCUCCACGUUUUACAAUUCUCAGUUCAGUACCGGCACACAAAUGUAAAGACACAAACUGCUGUAAAUAAUCACUGUAAAAAAAACAACAAAAAAACAGCUUGUUUUAACGACAUGACAGUACACACUUUUCUUUGGUUUCAUUUGGAAGAGUUUUAUGUUUUUACCUCAUCAGACAGCGGAAUAGAAAACUGGACAUUGUUUAUGUUGCUAUUAAAGAGAGUAUUAUUGCUUCCGGGAAGGUUAUAGGAAGAAAAAACACUUUGUAUUAUGAAUAAAUUAUUUAACAAGCAUUUUAGUUUUAUUAUGGGUUUUGUUUUAAUGUAUGGGCUUAAUAUAAAUUAAAGAUAAAUUCAUGACUAUCA
Messenger RNA from Thunnus maccoyii (southern bluefin tuna), 3056 nucleotides. RefSeq names its product NK6 homeobox 2 (gene nkx6-2). Gene Ontology annotation, molecular function: DNA-binding transcription factor activity, RNA polymerase II-specific; RNA polymerase II cis-regulatory region sequence-specific DNA binding. Lineage: Eukaryota; Metazoa; Chordata; Actinopteri; Scombriformes; Scombridae. The record is from RefSeq and is a predicted model, not a curated record. Gene Ontology annotation, cellular component: nucleus. Bases 639 to 1493 code for a protein of 284 amino acids. The transcript is spliced from 4 exons. Gene Ontology annotation, biological process: cell differentiation; regulation of transcription by RNA polymerase II.